This is a messenger RNA of Hymenoscyphus albidus, 860 nucleotides long. The record is from the annotation of a GenBank genome assembly. NCBI's taxonomy places the organism in Eukaryota, Fungi, Ascomycota, Leotiomycetes, Helotiales, Helotiaceae.
AUGGGACGGGCAAAGAAACCAAAGGUCACUCCCUCGAAGCGCGUCAAUCCCAUAGCCGUCCUUCCCAAAGGUCCCAGACCUCAAAAUUUCUUCCAAGGCCCUCAAGGAGAAGCACCUGAUAUGCGAAUUGAGCUCUUUGGCACUGAAUUUCACGUCUACAGUCCAGUCCUGAAAUUUUACUCAGCAUUCUUUGCCAAAUUUCUUGAACCCGCAAACAAACCCCCAAAACCAGAAGUGCCAUUUGGGUCCAAGCGGCUCAAAUAUGAAUGGGUCACACAGGUUGAUGAUGACGGCCAGUCGUACUGUUUGACGGACCUGGCGAAUUAUACUCCAGUAAGCCCUGACUGGCAACUCAUUUUAUAUGGAUGUGAGCUAAUUUGACGCAGCGGUCUCCAAAUGCAAAGAGAAUUAAAGUAACGAAAAUCCAGCAAGCAGAAGACAUACUGGGAUUCCAAAAACUCCUAUGUGUUCUCAAUCGAAAGCAAUGCGAUCUGUUCUCGGUCCAACAACUUUCAAAUUUAGUGGAGCUCGCGGAUUACUACCUCGCACUGCCGGAAGUCUCCAGGUCGAUCAACUAUAUACAAUUGACCCACCCUUGGAGCUUCUUUAAAAGGUCGAUUCCACAAGACUGUGUCUCCAUUCUGCCUCUGGCGCUGAAACUAAAACAUAAGCUUCUAUUCAAGGAGUGCUGUAUAUUUCUCUGCAAUCCUUACUCAGAUCCAAAACUGAAUCAGUUGGAAGACCCCAAGUUGAAAGCGAUUGUGAAAACGGCUUACAACAAGGUGACUUCAGAUUUGGUUCAAGUGUUUUUGACUGUAAUUGGUGCCAUUUCCAAAAAACACCUCGGUUACAAGUCCUAA